AUGUCGACACUGCUCGUGACAUACACGCUCACAACAUGUGUUGCCUAUUUGUACCCUCUGUACGCGUCGUACAAGGCGCUUUCGGCCACCUCGCGCCGUGGCUCGACGCCUGGCGCUUAUCAGUGGCAUGCUGGCGCGGACAAAGAAGAGGCGCAAGCAGCAGCCACAGAGCUCAGCGAGCUGGAAACGUGGACGAUGUACUGGUGCAUCGUGUCUCUAUUUUGGCUCGUUGAUGCAUGGAUCGGAUGGAUGUUCCAGUGGGUGUCUUUGUACGCUCAUGCUAGGCUUCUUUUCAUGUGCUGGCUGGCCCUGCCUCAAACCCAUGGUGCUUCCAUUCUUUACAAGCACUACCUCGCUCCGUUUCUCGCCCAACACGAAGGCGACAUCGAGGGGCUCCUCGAUAUGGGGCGCACACGCAUGGUAGCCACUCUUUCUAAAACCUUUCAAGUUAUUGUGGCUAUUGUCAUGAGCGAAUUUCGACCCGACCCAGAGCCGGAGCCAGCGCCUGAAGGAGCAGCGGAUGAUGCACCUUUGCCACCUCCUGCAUCUGACCAUGCAUCCGAAGAGCCACCUGACUAUUCGGCUGUCGCAGAGCGACAGUCUGAUGAUGUACCGCCGAUCCUUCCCUCUGCCCCGCAAGCCGUGAAUUGGCUGGCUCAGCUUGCGCAUACGAGUGUUCUUCCUGAAAACGACACUGAGCCUGCCCCAGAUCAAGCUACUAAGCAAAGGCUUUUUCGCCGCUUGCGCAAGUAA
This is a messenger RNA of Malassezia restricta, 753 nucleotides long. RefSeq names its product protein YOP1. Bases 1 to 753 code for a protein of 250 amino acids. NCBI's taxonomy places the organism in Eukaryota, Fungi, Basidiomycota, Malasseziomycetes, Malasseziales, Malasseziaceae. The transcript has a single exon. The record is from RefSeq and is a predicted model, not a curated record.